UUCCUUCAGGCUUUGCUUGUUACAGACAAAGCCAGGGGUCCUCAUARACUUUGCAAAAGUACGAAUAUCCACGCUAACGAAUAMGAUUCUUGGAUCAAAAUCAAUAAUCGCUGUGAAACAAAGACUUGAGGGUAUGUAAACAGUAUGUGUCACAACGCCAGUCCUAACACGACCUUACCAUUGCAGCUACUAAGCAGUAAGCAGCUGUUUCAAUUGUAACAAAAUCUCGGCUCACCUUUCAUAAAGASGUCUACUUUUUAUCAAUUAAACUGUGAUUUYUUGGGAAGAAGCUUCGCACAGCAGCAGAGAAGCUUCUAAAGACAAGUAAAGACAUGACGGAUCAUAAUGGUAACAGUUCGUCAAUGAGCGCACUGAGCCUACCACGUUCAGAGACAAUCCUACAGAGUGUAGCACUAGUAMUCAUCUUGGUUGCGUCGACAGUUUUGAAUACCAUAACAUGUACAAUAAUAGCGCGAAACAAACUMUUACGGAGAAGACCAGCCAAUGUGUUUGUGGCAAACUUGUGUUUAUCAAACAUGGCGCUCACAUGGUUUGUGGUKCCUUUUAGUUUAGCUACUCUGCUGUGGAACAAACAUGGCGCUUACACGGGACCCGCGUGCACGUUCAACGGAUUCUUCAGUGUUGCGUCGUGUUCCGCCAUAGUUCUAACGUUAUGUUGUAUCAGCAUAGAUCGCUACGUAGCUGUCACCAAACCUACUCGAUAUCGCACACUUAUGACUGCCAAACGAGCCUUGUACAUGYUAACUUUUACUUGGGCCCAGUCUCUGCUUUUCGCGUCGUUCCCAGUCCUCGGCUGGUCAAACUACGAGUAUCACCCGGGAACUCUUCAUUGUUCCCCGUCRUUCRGUUCUAAUUGUUCUCUUUAUGUAUUCCUGUCUAUGUURGGGUUUGUUAUUCCCAUCGUAGUCAUGGUAAUAACGUACAUUAAGAUAUUCCACGUGAUCAGAAAACAUUCGAGAAUUGUAACAAGUUUGAAAAUGACAUCACAUACGCCAAUUUCACCCAAUCCAAAGACACUGAUGGAAGAGCUUCAAGGAAAAGAGACUCACAGUCGGGAUUCUCAACGUUCUUUGCUGCGCUUUCAGAAUGGUCAAAAUGAAACGUUAUCUCAAACCGCGGAUCCACCACUUUCUCCGUCGUCCAUUAUUACCAUCAAUAACGAAGAUGAAGGUAUGUCACAAAUAUCGAGCUCUGGAAAACGUGCUGGCUGCGCCCCAACAAGCGAUUCUUAUGGUAUCUACGAAGAGUUACAAUCACCAGAAAACGUAAGAGCAACAGGUCCAUUUUACACCUUUGAUCAGUCAAAAGAAAAUCAGAAAGCUAACAUUGCUGGUUUCAAGAUCAGUCAGGGUGGACGUCUUCUAACCUCUCAAAAACUUAAUUUCAACUUCAACGUCGGGAAAAAAGCAAAAAAGAAGCGUAUGCGUAUUGUACCCAAGGAGUACAAGAUUGCUAAAACUGGGCUUCUUCUAUUAAUCCUUUUCCUCGCGUUGUGGCUUCCAUAUUUGGUGGUCAAUUCUUGUUCUGCUAAUAUACAAGCACCCGAGAGAGUCUACCAUUUUGCCAUGUGUCUGGUAUACAUGAAUGGGAUUGCUAAUCCUAUUGCAUAUGCAUUUAAUAAUGCUAUCGUAAAAGCGAAACUCAGACAAAUAUUCAGUUUCAAAGUAUUUCACCCGUUUUCGCAUUCAUAACCUCUUUCAGCCUUAUUGGUUACUGCGGGCAAGUUGU
Molecule: messenger RNA, 1749 nt
Organism: Exaiptasia diaphana
Lineage: Eukaryota; Metazoa; Cnidaria; Anthozoa; Actiniaria; Aiptasiidae
Product: probable G-protein coupled receptor No18
Exons: 3
Coding region: 333-1712 (459 amino acids)
Biological process (GO): G protein-coupled receptor signaling pathway
Cellular component (GO): membrane
Molecular function (GO): G protein-coupled receptor activity
Source: RefSeq, a predicted model, not a curated record